UCUCAACAGUCAGCUCCAUCCAUCCACUGAGCUAGAUUCCGCACCCAAGAUAUCUCACUGAACAUAGGUUGCUUUCAAUUCAGGCGUCUUUGAACCAGGCGCACUUUACCUCCUUCGGGCAGAUUGUUUGAAACCAGCCUUUCGCGACGACAGAUAAACGCACACCAAGCGCCCUCGCACAGUCGUGUAUCCGCCACCGCAUUCAUCAUGCACGACAACCGCACCCACCCUCUGCUCCAGCAAGUCCCCCUCACCGUCUCCCCUUUCGUCAAGCUCCCCACCGCAACCACCCUCCCAUACCAGUACAAACCAAUGCCCUCGACCCUCCCGCCCUCUUCCAUAACAAGCGCGCCCAGCGGCGCACCAUCACUAACAGACGACCCCGCCAACACCACCUCGUCCUCCGACCCGCACCACGCGUCGGGGGCAGCCCACAAACCCAAAUAUGUCGUCUCACCUUCAGGCCACGCGGCACAUCCGGACGAGAUCCUCGCCUCAUGUCGCGCCCUGCACGCUCACGUCGCGCAGCUGCAGGCGCAGGCCGAAAAGGAUCUCGCCGAGUUUACGGAGCGGAUCAAGGCGAGGGACCUGGCUGAGAAGCGGAGAGUUGCUCCCGGAGGGCGGGGGCUGCUGGGGCUGGGGCUGGAGCAGAGGCUGGGCGGCCGCGGGAGACGUCGUUGCGGCAGCCGGUGCAAGGGCCUGACGGAGAAGAAGUGGGAACUUGGGAUGGUUAUGGGAAUGGACAUGGGCAUGGGCCAGGAGGUGCGAGUGAGAUGGCCGUGCCGAAUGAGGGCGAGCAGCUGGAUCGCGUGUUUGGGGCUCUGCAGCUGGGGAAGUCCUGACGGGCUCUCAUGUUUUUCGUCCCGCUCAACUGUUCCUCGCUGGCCAGGCUCAUUUCCAUUGCUCGGACGCUCCCGGCUCAAGUACCCGGAGGCCCGUGCUCAGCUCCCUACCAAGGCUUGGCGACUCGGUCAAUUCCAAUUUGGACUUGGCGAGCUCGUCAGACAUUUGGCAAAUCACCCAUCCAUCAACUUUCAGGCGACGACAAUGCCAACCCAAAAGCGCAUGACCGCCAACCCGGUCAAGCCUGCGCGUUACCGCGCGGGCAAGGCUGCAGGCCCGGACUCAUCAUCGGAAUCCGAGGCUAGCGGGUCCGAGCAGGAAGAAGAUAUCCAGAAGAAGGCACCGCCGCGGAGGACAGCACCACCCCCCAAAUUCGCCAGCGCGGCUGGCCCCGGGCGCAUAAUCAGCCGAGGCGACGGCGCCAAGAUAAACCUUCAAGGCAUUGCAGUAGCAGAUGGGCAAGACGAAGUUCGGCGGCAGGCUGCGCGAGCGGCGAGGUUGGAAGCCGAAAAGAGGGCAAAAGAGGAGGGGUUCGUGACCGAAGAAGAGGAAGAAAGCGAUGAGGAAGGCAGCGAAGAAGAGAGCGAGGAAGAGGAGGAAAGUGAAGAGGAAGCGGCGCCGCGUCGGUUGAUGAUGCGACCCAAGUUCAUCCCCAAGAGCCAACGGCAGGCGAGCGGCUCUGCAAUCGCAACACCAGCUGCCGCAACCGAGACAAUUUCCCCAGAAGAAGACGCCGCCGCAGCCGAGGAAGCGCGCCGCAAAGCCGCCGACGCGCUAAUCGAAGAACAAAUUAAAAAGGACCUUGCCGCACGCUCCGCCGGCAAGAAACACUGGGAAUCCGACGAUGGCGAUUCAGACAAUGAGGUCGACGACACGGACGACAUCGACCCGGAAGCCGAGUACGCGGCCUGGAAGCUGCGCGAGCUGAAACGGCUGCGGCGCGAGCGCGAGGCGAUCGAGGCCAAGGAGAAGGAGCUCGCCGAGAUUGAGCGGCGGCGGAACCUCACAGAGGAGGAGCGGCAUGCCGAGGACGAGGCGCACCUGGCGAAGCAGCGCGAGGAGAAGGAGAGCCGCGGUAAGAUGUCGUACAUGCAGAAGUACUUCCACAAGGGCGCCUUCUAUCAUGACGAGAGCAAGGCCGCGGGGCUGGACAAGCGGGAUCUGGUAGGCGCCAAGUUCGCGGACGAUGUCAACCGGGAACUGCUACCUAAGGCGCUGCAGUUGAGGGAUAUGACCAAGAUUGGCAAGAAGGGCGCGACGAAGUACAGGGAUCUUAAGAGCGAGGAUACGGGGCAGUGGGGGCGGUUGGACGACGGCCGGCCCAGGCGCGAGUUUGACCGCAACGUCGACGAGCGGUUUCGGCCAGACGAUCGCCGUCGGGACUGGGAAAGGGGAGGGGACAGUGGCGCGAAGGGUGCUAAUGCGAUUCCGCUUGGAGACCGUAGGGACAAGCCGCUUGGAGCUGAUAGGGAUCGCGACAGACGCCAGGACCGUGAUGAGGACAGGGCUAGGGAUCAGAGUAGGGACAGAUACAGGGACGAUCGUCUUGACUCUUACCGGCGCCGAGACAGCAGCCGAGAUCGGAGACGGUCACGGUCACCAAGGCAUGACCGGGAUGAUCGGCGCAAACGAUCCCUGUCUCGGGAACGAAAUGGAGAUCGGUACGAAAGCGAUAAGCGGCGGAGACUGGACGCCAGAUAG
Parathielavia appendiculata is the source of this 2544-nucleotide messenger RNA. RefSeq lists its product as uncharacterized. Gene Ontology annotation, biological process: mRNA splicing, via spliceosome. Gene Ontology annotation, cellular component: U2-type spliceosomal complex. The coding region runs from base 208 to 2544 and encodes 778 amino acids. The record is from RefSeq and is a predicted model, not a curated record. The transcript is spliced from 5 exons. Gene Ontology annotation, molecular function: RNA binding. NCBI's taxonomy places the organism in Eukaryota, Fungi, Ascomycota, Sordariomycetes, Sordariales, Chaetomiaceae.